Molecule: messenger RNA, 855 nt
Organism: Pteronotus mesoamericanus
Lineage: Eukaryota; Metazoa; Chordata; Mammalia; Chiroptera; Mormoopidae
Gene: POLR3K
Product: RNA polymerase III subunit K
Exons: 3
Coding region: 84-410 (108 amino acids)
Biological process (GO): DNA-templated transcription; termination of RNA polymerase III transcription
Cellular component (GO): RNA polymerase III complex
Molecular function (GO): zinc ion binding; nucleic acid binding
Source: RefSeq, a predicted model, not a curated record
GGAGGUGUGUUCAGUGCGGACGUAGCGUCGGCACCCGGGUGGCCUCAGCGACUGCGGAAACGUGUAGGGCCGAAUCAUCUGUCAUGCUGCUCUUCUGCCCGGGCUGCGGGAAUGGGCUCAUCGUGGAGGAGGGACAGCGCUGCCACCGUUUCGCCUGCAACACUUGCCCCUACGUGCACAACAUCACCCGGAAGGUUACAAAUCGGAAGUAUCCAAAGCUGAAAGAAGUGGAUGAUGUGCUUGGUGGAGCAGCUGCCUGGGAGAAUGUUGACUCUACUGCAGAGCCAUGUCCCAAAUGUGAACAUCCCCGAGCCUAUUUCAUGCAGCUUCAGACCCGCUCUGCAGAUGAGCCCAUGACCACCUUCUACAAGUGCUGCAAUGCUCAGUGCGGACACCGCUGGAGGGACUAGAGCCAGGCUGGCCCAGCUGUGUUAGUGGUUGUUUGCCUUGUUCCCCAGAGUGGAUUCCUAGCUGGGAGCAAGCACUGUGUAUCCUGAGGGUCUUUGCUGGUGUGGUGGAAAGCUAACGUUUUUAGGGUUGUUCACCAGGGUGUCAGGAAAUGGAUAGCUCACCUGCCAGUCAGUGGAUGAACUCGUUAAUGUCCAGGGAGAUUUUGUGUGUGGAUUUAUCCACAACUAAGUAGACUCUCUGUUUAAGAUCCUGCUCAUUCAUCCUUUAUAUUUAUUGGACAAUUGACAUUCUUUUACUGUCAACCAAUCUUAAAUAUUUACAUUGUUUGCAUAACUAAUAUAGUAAACUUAUUAAUUUAGUACAUUAGUUGUUCCUAAAUAUUUAACUGUUAAUUGCAAACUUAUUUAAUCAAAAUUUAUUCUGAAUGAUAAUUAAAGUGAAAAA